Molecule: messenger RNA, 1748 nt
Organism: Zophobas morio
Lineage: Eukaryota; Metazoa; Arthropoda; Insecta; Coleoptera; Tenebrionidae
Exons: 17
Coding region: 21-1307 (428 amino acids)
Biological process (GO): amino acid transmembrane transport
Molecular function (GO): L-amino acid transmembrane transporter activity
Source: RefSeq, a predicted model, not a curated record
GUGAAUGGAUUUUCAAUUCCAUGGUGAAGUCUACGGGCCCAAAGACUAAAAAAGUCGCAUUUAAAGAGGAUUCAAAAAUUAAUAGGAGCACUAGUUGUCCUUGCAUAAACGGGCCUUCAGUAGGACUCAAUUCAAUUAGCAACACUACAACUAGCCCUGGUACUAACUUUAGUGCAUCAAGGGCCCCGAAUCGUUCUCAAUCACUUCCAUAUAGCAGUUUGAGAUCGCGAAUCAACAUUUUUAAGUACAUAAGACUCGUUUCUAGCACUAGCGUGUACGCCCGAAUAUACCGUCAUUCCGACGAGGAGAGCGAGGAGAGCGGAUAUGAACUCGGGGCGUUGGAGCUUGAGUACCAUUUGAAACGAAGCGAAGGGUACACGCCUUCUAAUAAUUUAGACACCACUCCUUUACUAUGUGAACGAACCUCUGGGAUCGCUGGGAGCAGCCCUGGCAAAGUAUUUUUUACACUUAUAAAGUCCUUCAUAGCGAGCGGCAUUACUUUUCUUCCAUCGGGAUACGCAAAAUGUGGUUAUAUUGCUGGCAACCUCGCGGUUGCUUUCGUGGGCUAUAUCUGUUUCGUAGGAAUGACAAAACUUCUCUACGCGAAGGAGGCGCUAAUUGCCCAAGGACUAAAUGUGAGAAGCUUCGGAGACAUCGGCUUUCACACUUUUGGAAAGUGGGGAAGGUGGACCGUGGACUUGUCUAUACUCUUCGCUCAGCUCGGAGCAGCCUGCGCCUACUAUAACUUUAUAGGCAAUAACAUAGAAAGCAUUGUUGUUGCUUUGCUCAAGGGCCCGUGGGUUGGAGGAAACCUUUACCCUGUUGUAGUGCUAUCCGUUCUUGCCAUCACCAUUCCCUUGGUGUGUGUUCGGAAAAUUAAUAAUCUGGCCGCCACGAAUCUCUUAGCAGACGUUUUAAUUAUGCUUCCUUUACUCUAUAUUCUGUCGAGCGCAGGGAUUCAUGUGGGCCUAAAAGGAGCAGCUCCUGAUCUGAAAAAAUUAGAUGUUUUGAACACCUUCCAAUUUCUUGGCACUGCUGUGUAUGCAAUGGAAGGUAUUCCUAUGAUUAUACCUGUGGAAAGCUCCGCGAGAGAUAAGCAAGGCUUCCCAAAGCUUUUACAGCUUCUGACUAUUAUCGUAAGUGGACUGCAAAUGAGUUUUGCGACAGUUUGUUAUGUAGCUUACGGGGCACAUACGGAACCCAUUAUUACGUUAAAUUUAAAGGAGAGUUAUGAGAUUCGCGUGAUAGUCCACGUAAUAAAGUUAUCUCUCUCGUUGGCCAUACUUUUUACCAUACCAUUGAUUUGAUGUUUCCAGCCAAUAAGAUAGUUGAAAGUAUAAUUUUUGAAAAAAAAAACUUUACAGGAAUUAAAAUAUGGAAAAAUGCAGUCCGUGCUCUUUUAGUAUCUAUGUGUGCUGGAGUAGCUAUUGGCAGCCGAAACGCAAUUGAUAGUUUAGUAUCGUUUGUCGGUGCGCUUUUCUGUGUGCCCUUGGCCCUCAUCUACCCCGCUCUUAUUCACUACAAAGUUAUGCGCUCUGCAUCCCAUCAUGAGGAGCAUUAUAAACUCCAGCAAUCUACAAAUGUGGGGAUGCUUUUCGUAGGACUCACUUGUCUUGUUCUUGCUACAAGCAAGAGCAUAUCCCAGUGGGUUUCAGAGUACCGGACAGGAACAAACACUACCCUCACCGUCUGAGUUAUUUGGUGAACUACUUUCAAAGAAGGAGUUCUUAAUAAACCUUAUAAAUUUA